UGAGAUACAAGAAAUUCAAUCAUCCGUAUGUCUGACUCUGUUGCAAGUUAUGUUGACCGGUGACCGAAGGAGAGCGCAAUUCAAACAGGCCAAGACAUGUGACGGCCCAUUCCUAACAAGGCAACGCCAAAGCGGGACCUGGACCUCAACUUGGAUCUACCUGAGCACCUCAGCUUGUUCUCCGCACUCCAACUUUCACCUUUCCAGCUCCCCUGUUUCUCGCCCAUCACGCUCGCAUCUGGAUAUAUAGCGCUGUCUCCUAAGAACUCGACCGAACUGCAGACCGCUCACUUCCCGUCUUACGACCUACCCACCACCCGCCGCCAUAAUGUCAAACACACAAUCCCAGGAUACGAAGCAAGAAGCUUCCGAACAGCCCCAACAACAAAAGCCUACCGUUCUAGAGGAAGAUGAUGAAUUCGAGGAUUUCCCUGUUGAUGACUGGCCAGAGAAUGAGACAGAGCAGGCAACCGCGAACGGGAAUAAUGUUCACUUGUGGGAGGAGAGCUGGGAUGACGAUGACGCCGCUGAGGACUUUUCCAAGCAAUUGAAGGAAGAGCUCAAGAAAGUCGACGCCUCCUCUUAAUUCGAUUGCAACUACAGUGACAAUGACUAUGAGAAUAAUAAUCUAAAUAAACCAUACCUUUUCUCGUGUCCAUUACUCGAAAUCCUAUUCCAGUCUACGUACGGGUCCGUCCAUUCACCUUAUAGUUUGUGAACGGGGAACAGAAUUCUAGAGCGAUGCAUGAAAACGACACUUAAACCAUGGAAACCAUCCCACAUUGCAUAUAUAGCCGAGUCUAUCGAGCGGUUCGCUAGAGUUCGGGAGUUGCGAUUUCUCGCUACGCUACCUGCUCCCAAGAUAGUAUAUUCGGUCAAGGAGGUCGUGGAAUAAUCGAUGGUGAUGAUGGUGCAGUCAGUAUAAGGCCUGCAUUUUGGAGCCUAGUUUAUUGCACGAGAUAUCUCUGAUCUUCUUACUGAAUUUACAGGCAUGUUCAUAUUCCAAAUCUAAUUAUAAACCGACAAUGCCGUAUCACCGUUAUAGUCUAGGUCCCGUAG
Aspergillus versicolor CBS 583.65 is the source of this 1059-nucleotide messenger RNA. Its product is annotated as proteasome regulatory particle lid subunit SEM1. NCBI's taxonomy places the organism in Eukaryota, Fungi, Ascomycota, Eurotiomycetes, Eurotiales, Aspergillaceae. The record is from RefSeq and is a predicted model, not a curated record. The transcript has 3 exons. Gene Ontology annotation, biological process: proteasome assembly; double-strand break repair via homologous recombination; mRNA export from nucleus. Gene Ontology annotation, cellular component: proteasome regulatory particle, lid subcomplex; proteasome complex. Bases 329 to 586 code for a protein of 85 amino acids.